AUGCCCACGUUGAUGGGACGAAAUUGGCUAACGGAGGUUAGGCUCGACUGGAAUACUAUUAGCCAUAUUCGUGAGGGCGACCCAGAAAAUAGGUUCACAAAGUACAAGAACGUGUUCGAGAAAAGCUUCGGCAACAUUAGAGGCUAUACCGGGACCUUGACGCUCAAAGAAAAUGUGAGACCAGUAUUGUGCAAGGCUAGAACCGUGCCUUUUGCCCUACGGGAAAAAGUGGACGAUGAGCUACGUACCAUGGAAAAUGACGGUAUAUUGUACCGCGUACAAACAAGCGAUUGGGCCACGCCAUUAGUCAUCGUUCCCAAGAAGGAAUCUAACAAGAUUAGGCUGUGUGGCGAUUACCGAGUAACUGUUAACCCGUACUUGAAAGUGAACGACUAUCCCCUACCGCUCCCCGAGGACGUCUUUGCAAACUUAGCAGGUGGAGAGUGUUUUACCGUAUUGGAUCUGGCAAAAGCAUAUUUGCACUUGGGGAUGGAUGAGUACUCCCAAGAGCUUUUGACCAUUAAUACGCAUCUGGGCUUGUACAGGUUCACACGAUUACCUUGCGGAAUCGCUAGUGCACCAGCCAUUUUCCAAUCCGUUAUGGACCAAAUACUGAGCGACGUACCAGGAACUGUAUGUUAUCUCGACGACGUGCUAAUCUCGGGAAAAGAUUAUCACGAGUGCAACGAACGUCUGAACGCCGUCCUUGCAAGGCUGCAAGCGCAUAGCAUUCGUGUCAAUAAAUCAAAGUGUCAAUUCUUUCAAAACUCGGUGAAGUAUUUGGGACACGAAAUCGACGGUAAAGGGAUUCGUCCCACAAAGGAACACAUUGAAGCUAUCGCCAAAGCAUCACGGCCGAGAAACCUGACAGAGUUGAAAGCCUUUCUCGGUUUAUUGAACUACUGCGGUCGUUUCCUGCCAAAUAUUGCUACAACCGCUACAUCGUCUGCUGCGUAA
Messenger RNA from Ornithodoros turicata, 957 nucleotides. RefSeq lists its product as uncharacterized. The transcript has a single exon. The record is from RefSeq and is a predicted model, not a curated record. Bases 1 to 957 code for a protein of 318 amino acids. NCBI's taxonomy places the organism in Eukaryota, Metazoa, Arthropoda, Arachnida, Ixodida, Argasidae.